GGGUGCCUUCACAGUGCAGUGCAGUCUCGCCGAGGGACUAUGGAUACACUCUGAAGAGUUCAACGCUUCACAAUAGGCCUAUUGUUUUGGUUUUAUCUUGGGGAGUUGAUGUUUACUUUUUAAACUUGAAUUUCAACUUACUAGGGCCUUUCUUACGAGUCUCCUCUAUUUCUGGAGGUUUUUAUUAGGGGGGUGAAGGAGGACCGUGCAGGAUGAAUGGAACUACUUCUGAGAAGGCGGCAUCGAGCCUGUCGUCUGAUCUCCACUCCACAGUGAGCUGCCACCCGGGCGCCAAUGAUUUGCCGAUACUGCCAAAGUCCUCUCCCAUGGACAUGGAGUAUUACAGCGGCCAGACGACGCACAGCCACCACGACUACUACCCCAGCCACGGUCAGUCCUGCUUGCAACCAAUGAAGCCAUACUCGUAUCAUCACCACUACAAUCUCCAUGGGGCCUACAUUGCCAAAUCGGAAAACCCGUAUCCUCAUACGCAAUACGCUCAUUAUACCCGGGACAUACAGUCACAUCUCCAAGAUACCGUGAAAGAGGAACCAGAGCCUGAGGUGAGAAUGGUCAACGGAAAGCCUAGAAAAAUCCGAAAACCUCGCACCAUAUAUUCUAGUUACCAGCUCGCUGCGUUGCAACAUCGCUUCCAGGGAACUCAGUAUUUGUCUCUUCCUGAGAGAACCGAACUAGCGGCUCAACUCGACGUGACACAAACACAGGUCAAGAUCUGGUUCCAGAAUCGCCGUUCCAAAUUCAAGAAGCUGUACAUGAACGGGGAAGUUCUACUGGACAACAGCCCAGGAGCCAGUGACUCUAUGUCCUGCAAUUCACCCCUGUCCCCGGCCAUUUGGGACCGUAGUGUACCCACAGACCCCGCCACUAGAGAGCAGGCUCCCCAGCCCUCCCUCGGCUCCACUCUGUGUUAUGUGGAGAACUACACUCAUCACUGGUAUCAACAGACCUCACAGUCACGCUCACAGCACUCAGGACUGGUUCAUCAGCACACAACACCACCUAAGAAUAUGGGGGCGGUGUACUAACACAAAAUGUACCGGUACAAACUGUGGGUUAACAACAUGGCUCAUUGGAAAUAAAGCCUAGAGGGCUGUGAUGGGAUUUGUGUGCCAAUACAGAGGGCUGAACUUCACGGACAAUUUGGGAAACAUGCACAAGGACUUGUCUCUGUUGUAUACAAAUUGUAUACAAAAAGAACGGACAAAUCCAAAUCCAUAUUCUGUUUAGAUAGAGUGAUGAGACGCUAAUGUUAGCAGUGGCUCAUUUCACUCUGUUGGAGAGAUUUGAUAUGAGAAUGGAUAGAAUGGCAGCCUAUUUGGUGGUACUUUCCUUUACGGUGGCCCACUGGGGUCCUUUCAGAUUCUUUGAUCUACAGCUAUGCAAAUAUAUACCGUCGGUGCAUUCAACGCCAUUUUGUUUCUUCACAAUAUGAAACACUCACAGAUACAUGGAAGUAGCGUGUACCAUUUUCGUACAUUUGUUCAUUAUACUUGUCAUUUGUUGCAUUUAUAUAGAUGUCAUCAAGGCUCAAUUCAACAUUUUAUUUCACAAUGGUUCAAAACAAAACAUCUCUUGGAAGUUGCAGAGAACUAUAGGGGGAAAGAAAUGUGUAUUUGGUACUCUUUGCGUUUGCAAUCGAUUUUUUGGUAAAAGCCAUAAACUCAGGUUAUUUAUAAUGUAGCCUAUUUUAUACUCUAUUGAUCUGUUAGUAGAAAGUCAAUGUGACAAUUUUGUGCCUGAGAAAAACACAUUUUAUAGGUAGUCUUUGGAGUGAAUAAUAAAGUUUUUGUUUUUAUUAAUUCUAUUUACACCAAUUGAAAUCAUGUAAUAUUUUUACACACACACACACACACACGCACACACGCACGCACACACACACACACACACACACACACACAAAAGUGUAAAUGACCCCUUGAGAUAACAUUCAAAUCUUGUUUCCAUAAACUUCUUUAUACAAAUGAUCCAUUGAAACAGUUGUAAGGACAAAAUGGAAUAAAGUUUACUGUGAAAUAUAAUGAUUGUACAUGUUUCAAUAUUGUCCUUCAGUACUGUACUGACAUCACUUCUUUUUUUAUCCCCUUUUUCUUCCCAAUUGUUAGUAGUUACUGUCUUGUCUCAUCGCUACA
Molecule: messenger RNA, 2150 nt
Organism: Oncorhynchus gorbuscha (pink salmon)
Lineage: Eukaryota; Metazoa; Chordata; Actinopteri; Salmoniformes; Salmonidae
Product: homeobox protein Dlx3b-like
Exons: 3
Coding region: 213-1046 (277 amino acids)
Biological process (GO): embryo development; regulation of transcription by RNA polymerase II; epithelial cell differentiation
Molecular function (GO): RNA polymerase II cis-regulatory region sequence-specific DNA binding; DNA-binding transcription factor activity, RNA polymerase II-specific
Source: RefSeq, a predicted model, not a curated record